Molecule: messenger RNA, 845 nt
Organism: Cutaneotrichosporon oleaginosum
Lineage: Eukaryota; Fungi; Basidiomycota; Tremellomycetes; Trichosporonales; Trichosporonaceae
Source: RefSeq, a predicted model, not a curated record
UUAUCAUCGUCCUUGUUACUCUCAAUCUCGCCAUCUCUUACUCCCACCGCGCCAUGCCUUCUCUUCUCACCCCCGCCGGCGCCGGGCGUAGCAUAUCCCGCGUCAACUCUUUCACUCGCGACUGGGGCGACGACGACAAGGCGCCCUCCAGCACGCCGAUCGAGUGGUCUCCAAGUCCGCCGCGCGUCAAAACUAAGCUUCCCUUCUCCGCUCCGGCUCGUUCAGCUCCACCAAUGUCGUCCUCCGCGUCGGUGUCAAACUCCACACUCUCAGUUAGCGAUGGCUUGACUCCGCAAGAACGUCGCCGCCGUGCGAUUCUCGAGGCCAUGCCUAUAAACCCGCCUUCAGCGAGAACGUCCGCUACCUCAAGUUUAGUAGUGGCUGCGCCUCCACGCCCCAGCGUCAUCCCUCCGAAAGCAUCGUCUUCUACAUUACUAUCGUCAAGUCGGCUGAACGUUGCGUCGUCGGGUUCGAGCACCAAACUUUCGGCAGCCGCCGACACUCAGGCUCUGCCGGAGCUUCCAACGCUGGACAUCAAGAAACGUCCAAAACCGUGGGAGGGGGACUUCUCGUAAGCACCCUUCUCAUAUGACCUUCCUUCAGCGCACAACGCUAACUGAAGCUCUGCCAAGAAGGUGACGGAGACCGGAGGACUGUCGCGCACGAACUCGUCAUCAAGCGUCGGCCAGUCACGCAAGAAGGGCAAGCCCUCUCUGCCCACUGUCAACAUCAGGAAUCAGCUCGUCUUGAGUACGGAACAGCAAGAGGUGCUCAAGAUGGUUGUUGAUCAGGGAAGGAAUAUCUUCUUCACCGGAAGUGCCGGUGAGAUCACUCUAUGGGGCGAU